UAAAUGUCACAUUACAUUUUAUUCAAUUCAUUUUUCAAUUGAAAACAGCAGCAAUAAUCAGGAAACUCAUUAACUUUUUGUCAAAACCCGGGACAAACUACCCAGCAAUCUGACUUCCUUUGACCCAGACGGGGAGAUCCUCAUCAGAGUAGACAAUUUUGACUACCUCUCCUUACAAACACCACCCUGACCAUCCACAGAUGAGGGGCAAUUUCCGUCCUCCGGCCAAAAGGUUACACUGGGUCCCUUGUCGUUCAGAAAGGACAACUGACCAGAGAGAGAGUGUGAGUGCCUACUUGCCACAUUAUGGUAGCAGUUUUGGCUAAACUCUCGCUGUGAGUCACAACAGAGAAAGCUCGUCCCCAUCGCAUAUCAGGCACUGGUCAUUAUGGUAUUAUGCGUGACCAUUUAAGAAGAAAAAUGCCAUCACAGGAGUGCUUUCAUGCUGUAUAUGUAUGAAGGGCCUAGUUGUAAUCUGACAUGCACUGGGACCAUUAGCGUCAGAUUGAUUAACCUGGAAAUGCAGAGAGAGAGAGACUGAGAGAAAAAGAGACAGAGAGAGAGAGAGCUCAUACUCUUUACACAAGCAAGAAAUGCCUCACGUCCGCUGACUCUUUAAUCCAUUUGCACCACUUUUUUUUCCCUUUAGAAAAAUAAUAAAAAGAAGCCAACAAGAAGCCUAAGCUAACUUAGGCUCAACUUAAUUGGCAAAAAUAUAGCAUUGAGCAUUUUAGGCUACUUUAAAAUGCAUAUUGGUCUUUUGAGUGUAAAUUAAACAGUUUCAUUUCCCCCCUUAAUAUAGGAACAGGCUUUAGGACCUGGUGCAUGUCCUUGGUUUCCAGACAGGUUUUCGGCCGUUGGAAUUGGGCAUUGAUUGAGCCUUUUGUGACACUGCGAUUAACCAUCUGUGGUGUCCCAUGUGGUUUUUCUGCUGUCAGCAUCUCAUCUCAUAAACAUAGGGUGACUAAAACACUUAACCCAAAUUUAUUUCGUUCUAUAAUCGAUGUGUUUAGUUCGUAACAUGGCCUACUUAAGAAAAAAAAAUACCAUACAAACUGAAAAUAGAUCCAGAAUAAAGUAUUCAGGGACCCUUUUAACAAACAUGCAGUGCAAUUAUUUAGCCUUAUUUAGUCAUUUUACUACUUAAAUGCUGAUUUAAUAACUUGAAAGAAAAAUAUUCGCUGAAGUAGCCUAUAAAUAGCCUAUGGAUGUCUUCCAUUCCGUGUGCACCUGAUGCGCGCUUCUUUGACUGCCUUUCCCGCUGCUGAGCGCCAGUGGGAGCGGGAGUAGUGGCGCUCUAAUAUUUCACCCGCAGUUUUCAACUCAUUCAAGGAACACAAAUCGGUGACCGCUGCCUGGAGUGCACUGAUACUGUGAAUGGCUGCAAGAGUAGGAUGGGAACUUAUUACAUGCCUGAACUACAACAGAUGAAAGUUGAAAACAAAAAAUAGUCUAGGCUAGUUAGAUUUAUGAUACUUUCUUGUUACCUAAUUUAAAUGCAUGGUGUUUCAGAUCUGCAGUAGCCUAACCUUUUAGGCUAAACGGAAUGAGAAUACUUACAAGGGUAAGUUUAAAAUAAUAGCACAGACAAUUUGUUUAGGAUGCAAACAUAAAUAAGGGAAUUAUAACGCUUAUCUUUUUGAUGUUUUCACUUGUUCUUUACUUUUACUGACAAUUUGCAUGUUUCAAACAAUAACAAAGUCAACAUGUAAACCUUACUGCAUAAACUAGCCUUCUUUUCUGUCACAACUCGAGGAAAUAGAUGAUGUUUAGCUUUAUAGGUUCCCUCUUUUUCGCAGUCGGUGGGCGUUACAUCCGUCGUUAUUACAGUGGCAGCAGCUGUCAUUGAGAUCCAACCCCCUGAAGUAUUUCGAACUCCAUUCAAAGACUGCGCAUGACAGCCUGGAGGACAGUGUCGGAGAGGGAAAUUUAAAAACGGUUUCGGAAGACAAGUGCAACAAUACUGUAACUUACUGGGAUAUUGGCUUCCAUAGACCUCGACCACAAUCAAAAGAGGUGAGCUCUUUAUUUCUUUUACGAAUGCACUCUUUAUUUGUUGGAUCAUUGGCCUAUUUAAUUUUCACCUAAUAUUUCUAAUGAGCUGUUCUAUAGUGAUGAGCAAACGUGAUUCAACUAAACAACUUUCCAGACAACGAUAAAUUGUUCUCCUGAUGUUAAGACCAUGGUUGAGACAGGAUUAUUUUGCUAACUGCUUUGACGGUCCAGAAACUAGCCUUCAUAUCAUUAACUCAGGAACUGAUUUGGUUUUUUUUGCAUCCCAGAAAAUGAUAGAAAGUGGAAUCACAGCCAGGGUGCCUGGGGUUAUGGAGAGCCAGCACGCUUCCCCACAGGACUUCAGGUUACUCACCACAGACCCCUCUCAAUUGAACAAGGAGGACCUCCCGGGUGACCUGCAGUCCCUGUCAUGGCUGACCUCUGUGGACGUGCCCCGCCUCCAGCAGAUUGGGGCCAGCCGGCCGGACUACAGCGGCUCAGCCCAGGCUAGUCUGCUGGACCAGCAGGCAGCUCAGAUGAACAGCAUGACGUUGACUGGGGUCCCAAACUCCAUGAUCCACCUGCAGAGCAACAUGCAGCACAGUCCUUUGGGAAUCAACAGCAUGGCCCAGUACCCUCUGAAUGGGCAGCACUCACCAGGGUUCCCUUGUCCAGCCUCCGUCUACCAGCCCUCCAGCCAGCAGGUGCUCACCCUCACCCAGGCAGGCCAGCAGUGUUCACCUGUUGGACUGUACGGCAGCUACAACAAUCAGACGCUGUUCUCUCAGCCUCGGAUAGCUCCACACAGCAACCAGGACCUGCAUCCAAAGUCCUUCCCCAAACCUAUCUACUCAUACAGCUGUCUUAUCGCCAUGGCGCUGAAAAACAGUAAGACGGGUAGUCUGCCCGUCAGUGAGAUCUAUAAUUUCAUGAAGGAGCACUUCCCUUACUUCAAGACUGCUCCUGAUGGCUGGAAGAACUCGGUGCGGCACAACCUGUCCCUGAACAAGUGCUUUGAGAAGGUGGAGAACAAGCUGAGCGGCUCCUCACGGAAGGGUUGUCUGUGGGCCCUCAACCCGGCCAAGAUCGACAAGAUGGAGGAGGAAAUGCAGAAGUGGAAGCGCAAGGACCUGCCCGCCAUCCGCCGCAGCAUGGCCAACCCAGACGAGCUGGACAAGUUGAUAACUGACCGGCCAGAGAGCUGCCGGCGGAAGGCCCUGGAGUCGGGCAUGACCCGUCUGCCGGUGUGCCCGUCGGGCCCCACCAUCCCUGUGCAGCCUCAGGCGGUGGCCACGCUGGCCCUGCAGUGCCUGCCCCUCCACCAGCAGCACCAGCUGCAGCUGCAGCUCCAGAGCCAGUCAAGGCUGGCGCCCAUGUCGCCAGCCCCAGCCCAGACGCCCCCGCUGCACGCCGUGCCCGACCUCAGCCACAGCCCUCACCCGCAGCAGCACCAGGCCCGGCCGCAGCAUCACGACCUCUAUGCCAUGCAUGGUGGAGAGGUCAACGAGGUGGACGCUCUAGACCCCAGUAUCAUGGACUUUGCAUUGCAAGGUAACUUGUGGGAGGAGAUGAAGGACGAUAGCUUUAAUCUGGACGCACUGGGAACCUUCAGCAACUCUCCCCUGCGUCUGUCCGACUGUGAUCUUGACACCAGCGGCAUGCCCCCCGUCUCAUCCAGCGCUCAGGUCCUGCAGUACCCCGACCUCCAGCUAACGGGGGUCUACACAUCGGUCAGCGCCCUCGAUGCCCUCUCCACCCAAUACAUGGGCUCACAGGGGAGCACCAAGCCCAUCAUCCUGCUUUAACGCACUCACACCCAAGCCACGCCUCACCAAAAAGGAAAAACAAGAUCCAUUUCUAGGAAAUACUACGGAUAAAAAACAUAUUCCUCUGAUGUUGAUCCCACUUCUCACGGCAAACUAAGGGAGGAUAAAGAUCUUCAAAGACCUGUGUAAACAUUUUUUUUUCUUCUACAAAACACUUGAAGUGUUUAUCUGAGCUCCUUUUUGUGUCAGGAUGGCAAACCUAAAGUCCUUGACAUUGACUCUCUUAACAUGAAACUCAAGAGACAGUAUCAAGAACAACUGAGGGGUUUUCAAAAGGGACUGCUUCCUAGGACUUUUCAAAAGACAACCUUUUCAACAUGUAUAGUUUUCAUACACAAGAAGAGUUCUGUGCUCAUAUCUACAAAAAGUAAAUCAAUUUCUCACCAUGUAUAUAGUGGAGGUCAAAGGUCACUUUAUCUUUGACCCAUUUUCUGAUAGUAUUGUGAAAGGUACUCACCAGAUCCUUUGGUUAGUAUUGUUACUGUAUGGUAGCUGUGUGCAUUUUUAUCUGUUGAGUUGUGAUAGGCAGUAUGACUGUAUUGUGUCUUUUUUUAUGUUUAUUUAUAUUUAUAAAUGGAGGAAAUAUGUUGAUUCCGAUUUUGUACAUAAAUCCUGUAUUUUGCAAUUACCCUGGUAGUAAUUAAAAUGUGACAAGUUCUUAUGCAGUGAAGCCAAACACAGAUAUGUGCCAAUGUUUCCAAGGCGUACAAACAAACUAGAUUUUGAAAGUUAAUCCAUGUAUAAAUGUGUUUUCACUGUUGAUUGGGCUGUUACAGUUGAAGCAAGAACAUUCUAGAGUGUUUCUAUGUAACUCUGGGUGAAUGCAUGUCAAAUACUGUAGAAUAAACGAGUGAGGGAAAACACUAUCCACGAGGUCUUGUUUCUGAGGUCUCGCGUAAAACACAUUUAUUAGGCCCACUAGAACAUUUCAAGUGGUCUUUUCAGUACAGUGGCACAGACAGGACAACAGUGAAAAGGAUUUGGAUUUGCCAAUGUCCCAACGAGUAUCGUCAUACAGCACUUGCAUUUUUGUGGCUGUGUAUGGUACAAGGACAGUACAGUCAAAAAUAUCCAUAACAUUGCAUUCAAA
Alosa sapidissima (American shad) is the source of this 4911-nucleotide messenger RNA. It is a transcript of the gene foxn4, whose product is annotated as forkhead box N4. The record is from RefSeq and is a predicted model, not a curated record. Gene Ontology annotation, biological process: regulation of transcription by RNA polymerase II. Bases 2172 to 3800 code for a protein of 542 amino acids. The transcript has 10 exons. Gene Ontology annotation, molecular function: DNA-binding transcription factor activity, RNA polymerase II-specific; transcription cis-regulatory region binding. NCBI's taxonomy places the organism in Eukaryota, Metazoa, Chordata, Actinopteri, Clupeiformes, Clupeidae.